AUGAAGGCGGUUACUAAGUCGAUUGCCAAUAGGUUGAAGACUUUUCUUCCUGGGAUUAUUAGUGAAAAGCAAAGUGCAUUUAUCUGGGGAAGACUCAUUACUGAUAAUGCACUUAUUGCCAUGGAGUGCUUUCACUGGAUGAAACAUAAAAAGAAUGGUAGAAAGGGCACUAUGGCGCUGAAGUUGGACACGUCGAAGGCUUCUGAUAGAUUAGAGUGGAACUUUGUGUCUGAAACUCUGGAAAAAAAUGGAAUUUCCCCCAGUCAUCCCAACAAGAAGUUCUUCCCAAAUAGGGGUCUCCACCAAGGAGACCCUUUCUCACCCUAUUUAUUUGUUAUUUAUGCAGAUGUGCUCUCUAGGAUGAUUAGAAGCGAUAUGGUGAACAAUAAGAUUCAUGGCAUCAAAGUGGAACGCAAGUCUCCUAUCAUUUCUCAUCUUUUCUCUGUCGACGAUAGUCUUAUGUUUUCUAGAGCUAGUGAGGAGGAGGUUGGCUGA
Messenger RNA from Vicia faba (fava bean), 495 nucleotides. Lineage: Eukaryota; Viridiplantae; Streptophyta; Magnoliopsida; Fabales; Fabaceae. The record is from the annotation of a GenBank genome assembly.